Cydia pomonella (codling moth) is the source of this 738-nucleotide messenger RNA. Its product is annotated as allergen Tha p 1-like. The record is from RefSeq and is a predicted model, not a curated record. Bases 225 to 557 code for a protein of 110 amino acids. The transcript is spliced from 3 exons. NCBI's taxonomy places the organism in Eukaryota, Metazoa, Arthropoda, Insecta, Lepidoptera, Tortricidae.
UUAAAUUAAACGUUUCUACAAAUUGUUGUUAUAAUAUAAUUUUUUGUACUUGUUUUUAUGCAGUCGAAAUAAUGUAUUCAGCACGGAGUUGGAGUGCCAAAGGUCCAACCACCUUCAUUUAUAAACGGUUUUGCGGGUUACGUGGAUGCCACUUAUUGUGUUUUUGACAUGUGUUUGUAGUGCCAGUGACUGUGAAUUGUAUGAAAUAAAAAUAAUCAUUUAAAAUGCAAUUAUCAAUUAUCUUACUCGUCUGUACCGGAGCUCAUCUCGCUUACUCCUACGCUGAGAAAUACGACAGGAUAGAGAUAGAGAAAAUAGUGGCCAAUGCAGACAUUCAUGAAGCUGUUAACGAUUGUAUUCUGGGAAGGGUGGACUGCGGUCCGUAUUGGGACGAAGUCAGAGAGCUAGCGGCAGAAAUCGCUGUGGACCGCUGCGCGCACUGCACCGAGCGUCAGAAGGUGGUGGUCAGCACAUACAUCAGCGCCACUAAGAGCAAGUACCCUGACACCUGGCGGCAGAUACACAAGAUGUUCAAAAAGAUCCCACAGAAAUUAUAAUUAAGUAACUUAUUUUGCGAAUACAGUGAUUCAAAGGGAAACUUGAAGUGCUCGCCACUCUUAUUUAUUUUGCGCUACAAAAAUCGGAAAUGUAAAUAAAGACAGUUUUAAAGUGGCGAGAAGAGUGGCUUAACUGUAAUUUGGUAUAAUAAAUGACUAAAAUAAAACGUUACAUUUUAAA